Cordyceps militaris CM01 is the source of this 507-nucleotide messenger RNA. RefSeq lists its product as uncharacterized. Lineage: Eukaryota; Fungi; Ascomycota; Sordariomycetes; Hypocreales; Cordycipitaceae. The coding region runs from base 1 to 507 and encodes 168 amino acids. The record is from RefSeq and is a predicted model, not a curated record. The transcript has a single exon.
AUGCACACCUCUUCCAUCGCAACGGCCGGCCUCGUCGCUUCCGCCCUCUUCUCCACGGCAGCCUUCACCAAGCAGCCGAAGGGAGAGUACCUUGGUACAGUUCCUGUGGACCUCGCUGGUGAGAUCCAGAUCCCUGCGGCGGAGCUGGGUGUCGUUGUUACAUACCAGGAGGACGGAUCUGUGUAUGCGUACCAGGCAGGCAUCGGAAAGCGCGGUCUUCUUCCACGAGGCUGCUGGGGUGUGGAGAUUGGAGCCUGUUGUAUUGGCAUCUACUGCUCUGAGUCAGCUCCUGGCACUGACGCGAAGAGGGACGCCAAGGGAGGCGCCCAGUACGACACUGUCCAUGUUUCCGGGGACAGAACUGGAAAGAUUACGUCCCUGACUGUCUACCCCGACCGAUCGAUGGACAUGUCUGUGAGCAAGUUGGAUGGCCACGGAAAUCAUGUUGAGUACACAUGCAUCGGAGUUCAUGUGAGCGGCUGCUGCAUUGGAGUCUGUGUCCUGUGA